Panicum virgatum (switchgrass) is the source of this 3301-nucleotide messenger RNA. Its product is annotated as disease resistance protein RPM1-like. The record is from RefSeq and is a predicted model, not a curated record. The transcript is spliced from 3 exons. The coding region runs from base 209 to 3043 and encodes 944 amino acids. NCBI's taxonomy places the organism in Eukaryota, Viridiplantae, Streptophyta, Magnoliopsida, Poales, Poaceae. Gene Ontology annotation, biological process: defense response to other organism. Gene Ontology annotation, molecular function: ADP binding.
GGGGGCAUGGCAUUGCCCUUCGAUGGCGCAAUUCUUCAAUGGCGACCGCCUUCGCUGCUGCUUCUCGUCGGCUUCUGCUUUGUCUCGCUCCUCCCGUCCUCUGCUCCCCAAAGCUAUCAUAAAGUGUAAGCUGUGUGUGAAUGCUGCUCAGUUAAUAUAUGCAUCUGAUUCUGCCAAAGUGAUGAUUUUCUGAGCAAGUGGAACAAAAAUGGCAGAUGCCCUGUUUGUGGUUCUCAGAAAAGUUGCUCUUUCCCUGGGAGAAGGUGUCCUAGAGAGGAUCGGCAGAGAAGUGGCUGAGGUAGCACCGAUUUUGACAGAUUUUGAGCACAGCAUGAAACAAAUCGAGGGCGAACUCUCUAUUCUGAAGGCCUUUAUUGAUCAGGUUAGUAUACACAAAGAUGGUGAUAAGGCAUUUGAUGCCUGGUUGGACCAAGUUAGAGAUGUCGCCCAUGAGGUGGAAGACAUCAUCGAUGAGUAUGCUUACCUUACUGCGCAAGACCCAGAUACAAGCAGCUUCUUCAAGAGAAAGUUCCAUCAGAUUAAGAACAUUGCAGCAUGGCAGAAGUUCCCUAACCAGAUCAGUCAAGUAGAAUCUCGAAUUCAGAGGCUAACGGAAAUGAGGAAUCGGUAUGGCAUCUCGGUAGGUGAACUCGACAAGGGUAACAAGUUUCAGCAACACAAUCAGUUCUCCAUGUCGGAUUUUGCUUACCUGACUGAUAACUCUGAGAUAGUGGGGAAUGUCGACGAGAUCACAAGAUUGACACAAUGGCUUCUUGAGGAGAAACAAGACCGAACUCUAAUUGCUAUAUUUGGUAUGGGAGGUUUAGGCAAAACUACAAUCACAAGCAGUGUCUACAAGAAUAAAAAGAUCAGAAGAACAUUUGAUUGUCAAGCAUGGGUUACUCUAUCUCAGACUUACCAAGCUGAAGAACUACUUAGAGAAAUCAUAAAUCAGCUAAUAGACCAGAGAUCAAGCAUGGCAAGUGGUUUAAUGACCAUGAAUCACAUGAAAUUACUAGAGGUAAUACAAAGCUAUUUACGGGACAAAAAGUAUAUUAUUGUCUUGGAUGAUGUUUGGGAUAAGGAUGCUUGGUUAUUUUUGAACUAUGCAUUUGUCAGAAACAACUGUGGAAGUAGAGUGCUAAUAACAACCCGGCAAAAAGAUGUGUGUUCUUUGGCUGCUGACAGCUAUGUUAUUGAACUGAAAACACUGAAUUAUGCUGAAUCAUGGGAGCUAUUCUGUAAAAAGGCAUUUCGUGCAUCAAAAGAUAACAAAUGCCCUGAGAACCUUAUAUCGUGGGCAAACAAAAUUGUCACCAAGUGUCAAGGACUGCUCCUGGCCAUUGUAACCAUUGGAAGUAUUCUAUCAUACCGUCAAUUAGAGGAGCAGGUGUGGAAAUUUUUCUACAAUCAACUUAGCUGGCACAUAGAAAACAAUCCAGAGCUCAAUUGGAUUUCUAGUGUCCUGAAUUUGAGCUUGAAUAAUCUCCCAAGCUAUCUAAGGAGCUGCUUUUUGUACUGCAGCCUCUAUCCUGAAGAUUACAAGAUAAAAAGGAAACUUAUUUCCAAGCUAUGGAUCGCAGAAGGUCUCGUGGAGGAGAGAGGAGAUGGAAUAACGAUGGAGGAAGUUGCCGAGUGUUACCUUAUGGAGCUCACUCAACGCUCUCUUCUUCAGGUCACGGAAAGGAAUGCCUGUGGAAGAGCUAGAACAUUUGUAAUGCAUGAUCUUGUGCGAGAGGUGACUUUAAUAAUUGCUAAAAGGGAGAAAUUUGGUAUUUCCUAUGGCAGCGAUGGUACAAGUACAACCCAAGUUGCACAUGAAGCUCGCCGCUUAAGCAUCCAAAGAUGUGCUGAGUCCUUAAAUUCUUUGGCAAGUUCACGGCUCCGCUCCUUUAUUUUGUUUGACACUAAAAUACCAUCUUCGUGGAUAUAUGAUAUUUCAUCAAGUUUCAGACUGCUGAGGAUCCUAUGCCUUAGAUUUGCCAGUAUUGAGCAAGUGCCAUGCAUGGUGGCAGAAUUGUAUAACUUGCGUUAUCUAGAUUUUUCACAUACAAAAGUGAAGAAGAUACCAGCAUCAUUCAGCAAACUUGUUAACCUUCAAGUUUUGGAUCUCAGAUUCAGCUACGUGGAGGAAUUGCCAUUGGAAAUUUCUAUGCUAACUAAUUUGCGGCAUCUACAUGUGUUCGUAGUCCAUGAUGUGCAACAAAGAUCACUGAAUUGCUUCGGUUCCACCAAAUUUCUUGGUAACAUUUGUCAUCUAAAGAAUCUGCAAGCUUUAUACACUGUUUCAGCCAAUAAAUAUUUAGUUUCACAGCUGGGGAACUUGACACUGAUGAGAGGUUUGGGUAUAAUGAAAGUGCAGCAAAGCUACAUUGAUGAGUUAUGGAACUCCCUGACUAACAUGCCUAACCUGAGCAGACUACUGCUUUUCGCGUCUGAUAUGGAUGAGAUUCUAAACUUGAAAAUGCUAAGGCCAUUGCCAAAUCUGAAGCUCCUCUGGUUGUCAGGAAAGUUAGAUGGAGGCGUGAUCCCAUCACUAUUUUCCAAGUUUGCGAAAUUAACGCAGUUAAAAAUGGACUGGUCUGGUCUGAAGGAGGAUCCUAUUAGCUCCUUAUCUCACAUGUUAAGUUUAGUUAACCUAUGUCUCACCGGAGCAUAUGAUAGGGAACAGCUAACUUUUUGUGCAGGAUGGUUCCCCAAGCUCAGAUCUUUGCAGUUAGUUGACAUGGAACAUCUGAAUCUGAUUAAGAUAGAGGAUGGAACAUUGAUGAGUCUACAUACUUUGGAACUUACUGGUUUAACGAACCUUAAAGCUGUACCAGAAGGCAUCAAGUACAUUAGGACACUUGACCAGAUGGUUCUGACAGAUAUGUCAAAUGAAUUCAUAGAGAGGCUGCUAGGAAGUGACCAUCACAUUGUUCAACACAUACCUGACAUCCGCAAUUUUGGCUCUUCUGAUUCUCAAGAAGCCAAUAACUUCAUUUCUUUGGAAUACCUUGCCAGUAAGUAUGGCACUGGUGCGAAGUACUCCCCUGCAGAAUGAGGCUAAUCUGGCAGGGCCUGUUAGCAAGAAAUAUGUGGUUCCUUUUGUAGGCCAGGCAUUCGGUGACUGAAUAGUAAUGCAGUUCAUCUAGGUACCAGGACACUAGAUGAGUGAAUUGCUUCUGCUUUAUACCUUAUAUAAGGAUUUCGACAGAUGCUUCUGAAAUGAUAUGCCACUGUCAAUAGAAGAAUUACUAAAGCGGAAUUUAACAUCUGUCUGUAUGAAGGAUGAAGCAUGUGCUGUUAGGUUAAAUUUAAA